UGGAGACUAUAUAAACACGUGUGUUAUAUUUAAUUUAUAUAGAAUCAUAAUUAAAAUUAUGUCGAUUUUCCGAAAUGUCUUUAACAAUUUACAUAAACGAUGUUUUCAAACGUUAAAGUACAGUACUACGAUCGAAUCAAACAUAGAAGAAUUCAAACCAAUCAUUGAUAUAAGAUCAUACGACAGUGACAGAUAUUUUCAUAAGUCUCGAGAAGUAUGGUUAGAAAAUCUAGAUACAGUUGAGGAAAAGAAAUUAGGUUUGAUCAAUUUGCAUGCGGAAAUUUUCGCAGCUCAACCACGAGUUGAUAUAAUUCAUGAAAAUGUUAAAUGGCAAAGAUUAUAUAGUUAUGUGAGUUAUGCGCAUACAAAGACUCGAGCAGAGGUAAGAGGAGGUGGUAAAAAACCUUGGAAACAAAAAGGUACAGGAAGAGCACGUCAUGGUAGUAUAAGAUCACCUUUAUGGAGAAAAGGUGGUGUUAUUCAUGGCCCACGAUCACAUACAACUCAUUUCUAUAUGUUACCAUUUUAUACUCGUAUUGCUGGGCUUACAUCAACAUUAUCCGUUAAAUUUGCUCAAGAUGAUUUACAUUUGGUAAAUGAUUUGGAAAUACCUUCCGAGGAAUCAUCUUAUAUAGAACAACUGAUCGUAGAAAGAAAUUGGGGUCCUUCUGUCCUUAUUGUAGACAGUGAAGAUAUUAUGCCAAUUAAUUUGACAAUAGCAACUGAUACGAUACCCCAUGUAAAUUUGAUGCCUGUCUAUGGUUUGAAUGUGUACAGUAUGCUAAAACAUGAUACAUUAGUAUUGACACAUCGUGCAGCACGAUUAAUAGAAGAAAAAUUGCUAUUUCAUUUAAAUAGGGCAGAUAGUAAUAAAUUUUUAAAAAAAUUCCAGCUAAGUCAACAGUAAAAGAAUUACUUACAUCAUGUAAUCGAAACUUUAUUUACAUAGAUUAUUUUUACUUAGUGUAUGUAGUACCAUAUUCACUUUAUUUUCCUGUAUUAAAAAAAUAAAUUUCUUCUAAUAUA
Vespa crabro (European hornet) is the source of this 1026-nucleotide messenger RNA. It is a transcript of the gene mRpL4, whose product is annotated as 39S ribosomal protein L4, mitochondrial. NCBI's taxonomy places the organism in Eukaryota, Metazoa, Arthropoda, Insecta, Hymenoptera, Vespidae. Gene Ontology annotation, molecular function: structural constituent of ribosome. The record is from RefSeq and is a predicted model, not a curated record. Gene Ontology annotation, cellular component: ribosome. Gene Ontology annotation, biological process: translation. The transcript has 3 exons. Bases 59 to 907 code for a protein of 282 amino acids.